Pipistrellus nathusii (Nathusius's pipistrelle) is the source of this 1104-nucleotide messenger RNA. NCBI's taxonomy places the organism in Eukaryota, Metazoa, Chordata, Mammalia, Chiroptera, Vespertilionidae. The record is from the annotation of a GenBank genome assembly.
AUGGCGUUGCCCGCAGGCCCAGCCACCCUCCCGCACACUCUGCUGCUGCUGCCAGCCCUCCUGAGCUCAGGUUGGGGGGAGUUGGCACCGCAAAUCGAUGGCCAGGCCUGGGCUGAGCUGGCACUUCGGGAGAAUGAACGCCACCCCUUCACCUGCCGAGUGGCAGGGGUGUCUGGCACCCCCCGAUUGGCCUGGUACCUGGACGGGCAGCUGCAGGAGGCCAGCACCUCUCGGCUGCUGCGUGUGGGCGGGGAGGCCUUCUCUGGAGGCACCAGCACCCUCACCGUCACUGCCCAGCGGUCUCAGCAUGAGCUCAACUGCUCCCUGCAGGACCCAGGCAGCGGCCCGGCAGCCAACGCCUCUGUCAUCCUCAAUGUGCAAUUUAAACCGGAGAUUGCCCAGGUCGGGGCCAACUACCAGGAAGCUCGGGGCCAGGGCCUCCUGGUGGUUCUUUUUGCCCUGGUCCGUGCCAACCCACCUGCCAAUGUGACCUGGAUUGACCAGGACGGGCCGGUGACUGUCAACACCUCAAACUUCCUGGUGCUGGACGCCAGGAGCUACCCCUGGCUCACCAACCACACAGUGCAGCUGCAGCUCCGCCACCUGGCGCACAACCUCUCUGUGGUCGCCGCCAACGACGUGGGGGUCGCCAGUGCCUCGCUCCCAGCCCCAGGACUCCUGGCCACGCGGGUGGAAGUGCCACUGCUGGGCAUCAUUGUGGCCGGAGGGCUAUCGCUGGGCACCCUGGUGGCAUUCAGCACCUUAGUGGCCUGCCUGGUCUGCAGGAAAGAGAAGUCGACCAAAGGCCCCUCCCGGCGCCCGUCUCUGCUCUCCAGUGACUCCAACAACCUGAAGCUCAACAACGUGCGCCUGCCCCGCGAGAACAUGUCCCUCCCCUCCAACCUGCAGCUCAACGACCUCACUCCCGACUCCAGAGAGAAACCAGCCGACCGACCGACAGCUUGGAACAGCAGCCGGCCAGAGCCAGAGUUUCUGGAGCCAGAACCUGGCGGCCUCCUCACCAGCCGAGGCUUCAUCCGUCUCCCAAUGCUGGGCUACAUAUACCGGGUGUCCAGUGUGAGCAGUGAGGAGAUCUGGCUCUGA